CCAUGGUGCGGCUUGUGCUGCCCAACCCCGGCCUGGAGGACCGGAUCCCAUCUCUGGACACUCUGGAUGUCAUCGAGGAGAAAGAGGCCAGCUCACGGCCCCAGUGGGACAACAAAGCCCAGUACAUGCUGACCUGUGUGGGCUUCUGCGUGGGGCUGGGCAACGUGUGGCGCUUUCCUUACCUGUGCCAGAGCCAUGGAGGAGGAGCCUUCAUGAUCCCCUUCCUCAUCCUGCUGGUCCUGGAGGGCAUCCCCUUGCUGUACCUGGAGUUCGCGAUUGGCCAGCGGCUGCGGAAGGGAAGUGUGGGCGUGUGGAGCUCCAUCCACCCUGCUCUGAAAGGCAUAGGCAUCGCGUCCAUGCUGGUGUCAUUCACGGUUGGCCUGUACUACAACACCAUCAUCGCCUGGGUCAUGUGGUACUUCUUCAACUCCUUCCAGGAGCCUUUGCCGUGGAGUGAGUGUCCACUGAACCAGAACCAGACAGGCUAUGUAGACGAAUGUGCCAGGAGCUCGCCCGUGGACUACUUCUGGUACAGGGAGACCCUCAACAUCUCUACCUCCAUUGAUGAGUCGGGCUCCAUCCAGUGGUGGAUCCUGCUCUGCCUCACCUGUGCGUGGAGCGUCCUGUAUGUGUGCACCAUACGUGGCAUUGAGACCACUGGGAAGGCUGUCUACGUCACCUCCACGCUGCCCUAUGUUGUGCUGACCAUCUUCCUCAUCCGCGGCUUGACUCUGAAGGGCUCUGCCAGUGGCAUCGUCUUCCUGUUCACACCCAACAUUGAGGAGCUGGCCAACCCGGUGACCUGGCUGGACGCAGGCGCCCAGGUCUUCUACUCCUUCUCACUGGCCUUUGGGGGCCUCAUCUCCUUCUCCAGCUACAACUCUGUGCACAACAACUGUGAGAUGGAUUCGGUGAUUGUGUCCAUCAUCAACGGCUUCACAUCCGUGUUUGCAGCCACUGUGGUGUAUUCCAUCAUCGGCUUCCGCGCCACUGAGCGCUAUGAUGACUGCUUCAGCCAGAACAUCCUGACACUCAUCAAUGGCUUUGACCUGCCGGAGGGCAAUGUGACACAGGAGAACUUCGCAGCCAUGCAGCAGUGGCUCAAUGCCACCAACCCGGACAUCUAUGCAGGGCUCAAGUUCCAGACCUGUGACCUGAACUCCUUUCUGUCUGAGGGCGUGGAGGGCACAGGCCUGGCCUUCAUCACCUUCACCGAGGCCAUCACCAAGAUGCCAGUGUCACCGCUGUGGUCCGUGCUCUUCUUCAUCAUGCUUUUCUGUCUGGGCCUCUCGUCCAUGUUUGGGAACAUGGAGGGCGUGGUCGUGCCCCUGCAGGAUCUCAAGAUCAUCCCCAAAAAGUGGCCCAAGGAGCUGCUCACAGGCCUCAUCUGCCUGGGUACCUACCUCGUUGCCUUCAUCUUCACGCUGAACUCGGGCCAGUACUGGUUGUCUCUGCUGGACAGCUACGCAGGCUCCAUCCCCCUGCUCAUCUUGGCCUUCUGUGAGAUGUUCUCCGUGGUGUACGUGUACGGCGUAGACAGGUUCAACAAGGACAUUGAGUUCAUGAUCGGGCACAAGCCCAACAUCUUCUGGCAGGUCAUGUGGAGAGUGGUCAGUCCGGUCAUCAUGCUGGCCAUCUUCCUCUUCUUCUUUGUGAUCCAGGUCAACAAGGAGCUCACAUACAGUGUGUGGGACCCCAACUAUGAGGAGUUCCCGAAGUCCCAAAAGGUGCUGUACCCAGGCUGGGUGACUGCAGUAGUGGUGGUCGUGGCUGGGGUGCCCUGCCUCAUUAUCCCCGGCUUCGCUGUCUACAAGCUCAUCCGUGGCUGCUACCAGAGCCCAUCGGACCACCAGGAGCUGGUCAACACGCUGUCCACCAUCUCCGUGAAUGGGGACCUGAAGGGCUGAGUGGGCCUGGCCCAUGGGGUGCAUAUGUCCGAGUGUGUAUGAGGGGCAGGUGUGUGGGGGAGGCAGUGCACGUGAGGGUGUUGUAUGUGUGCAUGCAUACAUGUGUGGAUAUGUGUCUGAGUGUGCA
Octodon degus (degu) is the source of this 2034-nucleotide messenger RNA. RefSeq names its product solute carrier family 6 member 19 (gene Slc6a19). The transcript is spliced from 12 exons. The record is from RefSeq and is a predicted model, not a curated record. NCBI's taxonomy places the organism in Eukaryota, Metazoa, Chordata, Mammalia, Rodentia, Octodontidae. Gene Ontology annotation, cellular component: plasma membrane. The coding region runs from base 3 to 1907 and encodes 634 amino acids. Gene Ontology annotation, biological process: sodium ion transmembrane transport.